Molecule: messenger RNA, 810 nt
Organism: Racocetra persica
Lineage: Eukaryota; Fungi; Glomeromycota; Glomeromycetes; Diversisporales; Gigasporaceae
Source: the annotation of a GenBank genome assembly
AUGCAAAAAUAUAGUGAAUCAGAGCAAGCAAAAAUUUUGAGCAAAUCUGUUUUAGUAGCUAAUAAUCCUGAACAAAAAAAUUCUGAUGAUAAUUCUGAGGCUUCUUUAUCAAAAAACUCAACGGCUAGUAUUAGAAAAAAUAUACUUGAUCAUUAUUAUUUCCGGUCUCUAAAUGAAGAACAACAAAAACAUUUUGAACAACUUAUACUUAAAGCAACUGUAUUAUGUAGUUGGGCUUUUUCAUGGGUAGAAAAUCCAGAAAUAAAGACACUUUUUGAAUUUGUUCAUCCUUUAAUUAAAUUACCAUCACGAAAAAAUCUUAGUGGUCAAAUUUUAUUCGAAUCUACACAAAAAAUAACCAAAUCAAUUAAAGAAAUAGUACAAAAUAAUAAAAAUAAGAUUAUAUUAGUGUACGAUAGCUGGAAAAAUAUUAAAAAAGAAUCAAUUUUUGGAAGUAUUUUAGUUACCUCUAUGGGCAAGCAUAAAAAAGUUCUCACUAUAUGUCAACUAAGAUCGGAGCUUUUACAUUCACGAAAUAUUCUUGCUAUUAAAAAGUCACUAAAAACAUACAAACAAAAGAUUGGUAUUCUACCUAAAAAUAAUGAACAAAUAAGUCUUGAUGAUAAUGAAAAGGAAUUAUAUACGUCAGAGGAUAACGAUAAUAUUAAUAUGAGGCAAAAGGAUGAUGGUGAUUAUAUGCAAUAUGAUUCGUUUAGCUUAAAUGAGUCAGAAGGUUUGACUAAUUUGUAUGAUAAUGAUUCAAUAUUUCAAGAUGAUAUUUAUUCUGCAGAUAAUUUGGCGGCCAAAUGA